Messenger RNA from Dioscorea cayenensis subsp. rotundata (Guinea yam), 1860 nucleotides. Its product is annotated as pentatricopeptide repeat-containing protein At3g12770-like. The record is from RefSeq and is a predicted model, not a curated record. The transcript is spliced from 5 exons. Gene Ontology annotation, molecular function: protein binding; RNA binding. The coding region runs from base 1 to 1860 and encodes 619 amino acids. Lineage: Eukaryota; Viridiplantae; Streptophyta; Magnoliopsida; Dioscoreales; Dioscoreaceae. Gene Ontology annotation, biological process: RNA modification. Gene Ontology annotation, cellular component: intracellular membrane-bounded organelle.
AUGAUCACUUGUGGUGUUCUCAUCCAGAACACCUACUUAAACACCAAGCUUUGUGCCAUGUAUGCAGCUUCUGGGAACAUGCCUGCAGCCAGAGUGAUCUUUGAUGGCAUUGUGUUAAAGAGCUCGUUUUUGUGGAAUGUGAUGGUUCGUGGAUAUGCUUGCAAUAAUUGUUCUCUUGAUUCUCUUGUUUUGUAUCGAGAUAUGCUUAGCUUUGGCAGAGGGGCUGAUAAUUUCACUUACCCGUUUGUUCUUAUGGCGUGUGGACAUCUUUUGCUUGUUGAGGUUGGUGAGAGGAUUCAUGGAGAGGUGGUGGUUAGUGGGUUUGAAUCGGAUGUUUAUGUGGCCAAUUCACUUGUUUCGAUGUACUCGAAGUUUGGUCAAAUGGGGAUUGCUCGGAACCUGUUUGAUAGAAUGCCUCAACGAGACUUGACUUCUUGGAAUACAAUGUUAUCUGGUUAUGUAAAGAAUGGUUAUCCGGAUGUGGCUCUUUCAUUACUCUCUUUAUUGAGUGUGAGUGAUGUGAGAAUGGAUCGCGCAACACUUGUUGGUGUGCUGCCUGCUUGCGCUGCUUUGGGUGCAGUGAAACAAGGGAAGGAAAUCCAUGCUUAUAUUCUGAGAAGCAGUCUGGAAUUCGAUGGGUUUUGGCAAAUGCUUUUGAUUGAUGUCUAUGUUAACUCUAACUUUGUGAUCGGUGCUAGGCGAUUAUUUGAGAGGAUGAGUGAGAGGGAUAUCAUUUCCUGGAAUGCCUUGAUAUCUGGUUGCGCUGCAUACGGUGAUCCAAUGGAAUGCUUGAGUCUUUUCUGUCUGAUGAACUCUGAGGGUUUGCUGGUCGCAGAUGUAAUCACACUCAUUGCAGUUCUCGGUGCAUGUGAUCGAACAUCUGCCUUGCAAUUUGGGAGGAUCACUCAUGCUUAUCUCAUCAAAAGGGGUUUUGACAAGGAGAUCAUUGUGGGGACUGCAUUGAUAGAUAUGUAUGUCAAGUGCGGGAGUUUAGCUUGUUCUUGCCAUGCUUUUGAUGAGAUGGAAUCAAAGAAUUUGAUAUCAUGGAGUGCCAUGGUUUCUGGAUAUGGACUUCAUGGGAAAGGAAAGGAGGCUAUAUCUUUUAAUGAAGGCAAGGAGCUCUUCAACCAGAUGUCCGAUGAAAACUCGAUAAAGCCUAGCAUAGAGCAUUACUCAUGUAUGGUGGACCUUUUAGGUAGAGCUGGUCAAUUAGAUGAAGCAUACAAGCUCAUCAUGGACAUGGACAUAAGACCUAAUGCUGAUGUCUGGGCUGCUCUUCUUUCUGCAUGCCAUACCCAUAGGAAUGUCGAGCUAGCAGAAAUUGCAGCAUUGCAUUUGAGAACCGAUGGACUGAUGUCGAUAGAGUCCGAGGAAGCAGCAAGGCGAAAUGGUUAUACUCCAGAUACAAGUUCUGUAUUCUAUGAUGUUGCAGAUGAUGCAAAGGAAGACUUGCUCUGGGAUCACAGUGAAAAAGCCUCCUUACUGUCCUGCAACGCCGGAAACAUGUCUCGCCUUCUUGCAUUCGUCAUAGUCCUCCUUGCAGUGGCAGCCUCCGGUGGAGCUCAGGAGCCGGCUGCUUCCCCAGAGCUCUCCACCACCACUUCAUCCCCAACCUCCAGCCCCAUCUCAUCUCCAGCUCCUAUCUCCUCCACUGGAGUCCUCCCCUACUCCAUCUUCUUCUCCAGUCUCAUCCCCAUCUCCAUCCACAUCUCCAUCGUCAUCCCCAUCCAUUGCUCCAACCACUUCUUCACCUCCACCGGAAGUGGCUCCCCAGUUGAAGCCCGGGGCCAUCGAAUGACGAGAGCCUUCCCGCAGAUAGUCCUGAAGCCGACUCCCCGGACAAUGAUAGUCCAGCCUUAG